Molecule: messenger RNA, 1567 nt
Organism: Melospiza georgiana
Lineage: Eukaryota; Metazoa; Chordata; Aves; Passeriformes; Passerellidae
Exons: 6
Coding region: 126-932 (268 amino acids)
Source: RefSeq, a predicted model, not a curated record
UCGGUCUCGGCCUUGGCUCCCGGCUCCGUCCCUGUCCUGGUCUCGGUCUGCGGCUGGAGGCGGGGCCGCCACCAUGGCCCGCCCGGCCCGGCUCCGCUCACGCCCUCCUUCCCUCCCCGCAGGCCAUGCAGCGGCCCGGGCUGUUCGGGCGGCUCAGAGCCGCGGUCAUCGGGAUGGUGCACGUGGGAGCGCUGCCAGGGACACCAAGAAGUUCUCUCCCACUGACCCAGAUCAUUGAUCAAGCCUGUCAAGAGGCAGAAGUUUACAAGGAUGCUGGAGUUGAUGGGUUGAUCCUGGAGAACAUGCACGACGUGCCGUACACGGUGAGCCCGGGCCCGGAGGUCACCGCAGCCAUGGCCGUGAUCGGUGCUGCUGUGAGACAGAGCUGUCCCCACGUCCCUCUGGGUGUCCAGGUGCUCUGUGCUGCCAACCAGCAGGCAAUAGCCAUUGCUCUGGCUGCAGGUCUUGAUUUUAUCCGGGCUGAAGGGUUUGUGUUUUCUCACGUGGCUGAUGAAGGGAUUAUAAAUGCCUGUGCAGGUGACCUGCUACGAUACAGAAAACACAUUGGAGCAGACAACAUUCAGAUUUUUGCUGAUAUUAAAAAGAAGCAUAGUGCUCAUGCCCUCACGGCCGAUGUCAGCGUGGCGCAGACGGCGAGCGCGGCCCAGCUGUUCCUGGCCGACGGCGUGGUGCUCACUGGCACGGCCACCGGGCACCCCACAGACCCCCAGCAGCUGCAAGAGGUGAAGCAAGCUGUGAAGAUUCCUGUGCUGGUUGGGUCUGGAGUGACUCUGGAGAAUGUGAGGAAUUACUUGGAUGCAGAUGCUCUAAUAAUUGGUUCCUAUUUCAAGAAAGAAGGAUAUUGGGCAAAUGCUGUUGAUCCUGACCGAGUCAAGAAAUUCAUGGAGCACAUAAGUAAACUGAGAGAAUGAGUUUGUCAGCAAACACUGUUUGUGUUUGUUUGUAGAAAUGCAGUGUGGUAAGUCCUACAGAAUUAAAGCACAGAUGUGUGGCCGAAUGGCAAAUAAUACUAAAUAAAAAUGCACAUCCUCUCCAUAACUAGCUGGGAAGCUUGGUGACAUACUGCACAAUAACCUGCUGCCCUGAUGUUUGCUUAUAGGCAGCACAUUUCUGUGGUGCUCAAAGCCACCAUCAAUGCAAAGCCAACUCUGAAAUCUUGUGUGAGAUAUUCUCUCCGUAAGUUAAAUGCUUGCGGAGUUUAAGAAUUUUUAGAAAAUGUUCAUCACAGGUGAGCUGAGUUCUGUUUUGCCUUUAAGUACAGUAGUAUGCCCUAAGUUUACAGCUAAAAGUGUUGUAAAUUGGACAAGUUAACUAGCCUUUCAGUUUCCCCAUCUGUAAAAUGAUGAUAAUAGCACCUACAUCACACAGGGGCCAUAAGACAUAAUGAAGGAAAGAAUGUACAGCACUUUCAUCUCUCUAAAUGAAGGGCUCUUUUAAAGUUCAAGAUCAUUAUUUUUUCAUUAGAAUUGUGCAUUUAUACAAUUGCUACAUUUUUGUAAUACCACACAAAAAUUUAAGAUAAUUGGGGUAUUGAUUUACUUACAAU